GGCGAGGCGGAGGCUGAGCAGCGGGCGCUGCAGCAGCUGGGAUCGGGGAUGGCUCCGUGGGAAUCGGCGGCGACGGCCGGGGUCUCGCCGGCUCCCCCGCCGGGGGACGCGGCGGCCGCCCAGGGGAACCGCUCCGACCUCGGAAAUCAAGAUUUUCCUAAUAUUUUGGCAAGCCAUCGUUUAGAAAGUACUACAACUCACGCUGUCAGUGAUCACACAGGAAGUGGUGUGCAUCCAGAAUAUCUUGCUUAUGGGUUGGUUCCUGUCUUUUUCAUCAUGGGCCUUUUGGGGAUCCUCAUCUGUCACAUGCUUCAGAAAAAAGGGUAUCGGUGUAGAACAGAGGCCGAGCAAGAAAUUGAAGAGGAAAAACUUCGCGAAAAGAUAGAAAUGAAUGAAAGUGUAAAUGACAAUAACGAUACUGUGGGGCGAAUCGUCAACAUCAUUAUGAAAAAUGAAGCAAAUGCUGAUAUGUUAAAGGCCAUGGUGGCAGAUAACAGUGUGUGUGAUCCUGAAAGCCCUGUGUCUCCUACCACUCCAGGCAGUCCUACAAGUCCAGGCUCUCCUUUGUCACCAGGUGAUACUCCAUCAAAACAUAACUGUCGUGGCCAUCACUUGCAUACAGUUGGGGGAGUAGUAGAGAAGGAUGUUUGUAGUCGCUGUAGUCACAAAAGGUGGCACCUUUUAAAGCCAACCAACAAAUCUAAAGAACCAAGAAAAAGCCGACAAGGAGAAGUUACAGUACUUUCUGUGGGAAGAUUUAGAGUCACAAAAGUAGAGCACAAAUCUACAUCCAAAGAGCGGAAAAGCUUGAUGUCUGUUAAUGGUGUUGAAGGUGUCAAUGGAGAAGUGCCUGCCACACCUGUCAAACAUGGAUCAAGAGACGUUCCUGCCACACCUGUCAGACAAGGAGCAAGAGGGAGAACUGGCACAGAAUAACAGCACCAGAGCGCCAUGGAGAAAUGAUAUAAUUAAGAUGACCUAGUUACUCUAAGGUAACAAGGAGGAAGAGAAAACACACUGAGAAGAGGAGAAGAAGAAAAGACCCAGAGUAAGGAAUGUAAAUAAGCACUAAAACUCAAGCAACUCUUCUCUACCGGUUGACUUCCUAAAGCCUGUUCAAAAUAUUGAUCUGUAUUCUUGCUCAUUGUACUAUGGAUCAAACAGAUCUGAAUUCGGUGGCAGGGCUCAUGGUGCAUUCCUGCGCACAGUUUAGUCAUUCACAAUCAGGUUGUUAACCCCAGUAUAAUUGAAUUGUAUGCAUACAGGUUUUUGUGUUUUUUCCAAUUAAUUGUAAGUUUAAUUGUAAGGCAUCUGCUAUUUAUUUACAGUUCUGUUAAUCUAAAUACAUGGCAAUUACUUACAUUUGAGCAUGCUGAAAAAAGUCUGCACACAUACUGUUCAAGAUAUUAGUUUAAUAUAGUGUGCUAUCUUCUCCAGUCUGAGGAUCCUCCUCCCAAAUUGUGGGUUGUCCAGACACUGGUGUUAGAGUAGCCUGUAAACUGCUUUAAUCUGUCUGUUGCCAGUGACCCUCUGGGCCCUUACAGCAGCCAGGAAUUUUCCAGAUAAAGGAAUGUUCCUGGUCUUGCAACACUUUUUUUUCCUCACCAGAGCCCCUCUAGCUGGAAUUAAGGGUGGCCUAGGAGCUCAGUGAUCAAGAGAUCAUUCAGUGGCCAGUUAAGCUGGACUCAGGAUUGUUUUGUGCACCCAAAGUGGUGCAGAGCAGCUCCAAUAUAGCAGUGAAUCAGGCCACUUGUCAUGAGUGGCGUUCCGUUGCAUUGUCAACAAUGUACUUAAAGUAACUUUUGUAAAGGAAAACCAACAGUCUGUCAGUUUUAUUGUGGGGUAAAUAGUUUUGUUUGUCGCAGAUGGAGUUUUUAGAAGUGUUUGAUAACGUGCUGAAACUGAAAACUUAGGAGAUGUACUAUUAUAGGAAAUGUAUUUAUGUCACUGUAGCUCUUUAUAGUUUCUGUGAAUGAAUCUAUGCAGGGGUAGGUCCUAAAUACUUAAGAUUUGUAGCCAAUAAAACAUUUCCAGUCACUGAUAUAGUGUUGGAUCCUGUGGUCGGCAGCCUAUUCGUUUGCCUUCAUCUUGCAAAGAAAAAUUCAUGUAACCCUUGGGGAAAGCAAAAGUUUUUCUACCAAAACUUCCUCACUGCUGUGUCCAAAUUAAAAUAUUUAAUGAGCUCAGCAAUGUAAACAAUGGAAAACAUAGGCAGGUUGUAUUAUAUCGGGACAGCUUUAUCCUUUAUUUCCAAAUAAGAAACUUAUGGCAUGGUGGCUAUCAUGGUUACAGGGAUAACUGCACUUUUGACCACUGUCUGGUCUCAGAGCGUUACCUCCUCAGGUCCCGAGCCUGAGGUGUUUACUUCCCCUGGGGUGGUGAUUCUCCCACAUUUAGAGUGGGUCAUGGGCUACAUUGGAUCAAGUAUGCUUAUGCCAGCAGGUCCAACUACAUUCAGCACCUGCUGGUCUUCUUUUGGGAGCUUGUUACCAGUGGCAAAUACAAUGACCAGACAGCCUUCUGUAAACAAAAGUUUUUUAAUCUUAACAGUUAGCAACAAAGUAAAACGUAAGAGAGAGGAUUUUUAAACAACAAAA
Molecule: messenger RNA, 2597 nt
Organism: Mauremys reevesii (Reeves's turtle)
Lineage: Eukaryota; Metazoa; Chordata; Testudines; Geoemydidae
Gene: RELL1
Product: RELT like 1
Exons: 8
Coding region: 49-936 (295 amino acids)
Biological process (GO): positive regulation of p38MAPK cascade
Cellular component (GO): plasma membrane
Source: RefSeq, a predicted model, not a curated record